AUGACUUAUGACGGUGCAAGUACUCUGUUGGUGAUCUUGUAUGCCAUGACAUCCUGUUUUGCAGGCAUUGCUGUCUAUCAUGGCGAAAGUGAUCCAUCGAAGACAAGAAACAAGCUAAUUGCAAUUCCAAACGCUAGUUCUUCUACUCCAAAUUAUGAUGGCGAUAUCGUUUUUCGUAAUUCCAUUUAUUCAAGGUUGAUAAAGGUGAAAUUCUUUUUAACAAAACAUUGCGCAUUACUUAGCGGAAUAGGUCAAGGCUUUUAUAUCAUUUAUCGUCAUUACAGUGGAUUGCCAAUUUCAUCUGUUUCGGAAAAAGCUUUCGCUUUCAAUUUAUUCGCGAUACUUUCAGGAGCAAUGCGUAUAUGGUGCUAUCAGACUUUGAAGAAAUCUUUCACAUUUGGUCUCAAAGUAUCCGAGGAUCAAAAGCUAAUCACUACCGGUCCUUACAGAUAUCUUGCACAUCCUAGCUAUACAGCAAUGCUGAUAUCCGCUUGGACUCUUGCAGGCGCUCUUAUGGGUCCCUACAACGCUUUCUUAGAUGGGCUAUCAACACGCCCAUUUGUCAAUUCAACCUUCCUUAAAGUGAUAGGUCUCGAUAAUCUGCAUUCCGUCUUCUUAACAGUCAAUCUGACCAUUUCGGCGUACGUAAUUGUAGUGUUCACUUCGCUACUCUUACUUUUUCGUAUCCCGAACGAAGAAGCAAUGAUGAAAGCUCAUUUCGGAAAACGGUAUGAUGACUUCUUGAGCGAACGAUGGAGGUUGAUCCCGUUCAUAUACUAA
Messenger RNA from Meira miltonrushii, 780 nucleotides. RefSeq lists its product as uncharacterized. Gene Ontology annotation, cellular component: membrane. NCBI's taxonomy places the organism in Eukaryota, Fungi, Basidiomycota, Exobasidiomycetes, Exobasidiales, Brachybasidiaceae. The transcript has a single exon. The record is from RefSeq and is a predicted model, not a curated record. Gene Ontology annotation, biological process: C-terminal protein methylation. Bases 1 to 780 code for a protein of 259 amino acids. Gene Ontology annotation, molecular function: protein C-terminal S-isoprenylcysteine carboxyl O-methyltransferase activity.